GCGCACCCGAGGCGUUGGAUUCUGUAGCCGGCGAGAUCGAAUUCAUUCCUUUUUUUGAACAAUACACUGUCCGACCACGCAAGUUUUAACUUUAAGUGAACAAUCGAUUAGAAAAUACCCAAACGUGAAUUGUGAUGACAACGACCGUGUGUUUUUUUGUGAUAAAGAUUAUCGAGUGAUGGUUCUUUUUUUUUUGCAUCGCAACUUUUGCAUCUGAGUCCUGAGUUUGGUACGGGUGAAAUUGGUACCGGUAUUGGUCUCGUGGUGUCUGUCGUCUGAUACCAAUUGGUCCAGUCAAGUUCAUUGUCGUGGUUAUCUUGAUUCAAAAACUGGCGAGCGGGUAGGCGGGCGAGUAUGUGCGGUGUCACGUGAUCAAUGGCGACCACGCACCCCCGCUCCCCGCAAGAUGGCCUCCGAAGACGACGCGAUCUCUCCAGGUCGCCGUACGUGACGCUGGGUGCGGUGCGCUACACGGUUCGCCGCGUCCCGCCGCCGCGCGCCUGUCCCUGCCGCUGCUGCUCCGAGGAGGCGGUGGCGGCGUGCCUCGGCCGCGCCAAGCCCGACCGCCGCACGCUGGAGCGCUUCCAGCGCCGCCUGGGCCGCGGCUCGCGCGACGACGCCCGGGCCUCGCGGCACCAGCUGCUGCGCGACCUCACCGAGCGCCUCAAGCCGCGCACGCACUCCGCCACGCCGCCGCCGCCGCCGCCACCGUUGCCGCCGCCACCGCACUCCGCACCCGUGCUGCCGCCGGUGCCGCCGCCGCGCACGCGGCACCGCCACAGCCCCGCGCGCGGCAUCUCCGUCGACCGCUGCGAUGAGUUCGACACCGACAACAUCACUCUAGUCCGCGUCGAACCGCGGUCCAUCGUCGGCUCCUACGCGCAAAAGACAAUACCGUACCGGAGCGCGUCGUUCUCGCAGGGCGAUUUCGCGCAGGAUAAAUAUUAUCGCGGGAAGCAACCUUCCAUUUUCGACUUUGGGAAACGAACAAAGAGAAAAGAGGGGGUUGAAUCGCCACCCGGUCGCGACUAUAGGACGAGUGUUACGGAGGAAAAUGUAACAGAGGGUGGAUCUGUUGCGUCAGUGGACUCCGCUGUAGGUUCAGAUGAAGGACUGAUCGUGCACGCAUCGCCAGCACCUCGUAGCUCGCCCCCGGAUGCGGUGCACAAGCAGCUGAGUGGGCGGUCACUGACACACCCGCUGCCGCGUCGCGUGCCUCCAGUGCGGGAGGAGAGCUCUGUCGAUGGCGGUGGUAGCUUGCCGGCGUUAAUGCCGCCGCGUGUUUUACACGAACUUCGCGAGGAAAGUGACGGUUCACAGGCAGACAGUGCGCAGGCGCAUAGUGAAGGAACUUCACCUUUCGAACCAGCUCAGCCUUUCGCGUUCCCUCCCCUCCCGGACCCACCUUCUAACGCUUGUGUGAAUGUAGACUGUGAAUGUGUUAAAUUUCCGCCCCGUAAGGAAUCCCUAAGUGAUUUAGAAGAAUCGGUCCCUUUACCUGUGCCUGUUUAUGAGUGUAUAGUGAAACAGUGGUCAAACGAUAUUCCAGAAGAAGCGCAGCGUUCGGAUGUAGCAUCGGAUGGAUCUUUAGAUAGAGACAAAGAGGAUGAGACGAUAACGAGUGAGAAGGUUGCAAAUAUAUUAGCAGCAGUUCAGAAUCCUUGCUCACCGGCCCCAAUAACUGUGAGAGAGAGACGAAGGCCGCUUGAUAAGACGAAAAGGAGGAAAGGUAUCUACAUAACAACAGCAAGCGAUGAUGGAGGUGAAGAUGACCCUCCCACUUCAUCAAUAAAUGGAUCGAAACGCGAAAGCAGUGACGUGUCUCUUUCAGAUAUGCGUUUAUCGGCUGAAGCCAGAACGUCUUCCUUACUCGGAGAUAAAUCCGACGAUUCUUUCACGAACGGACCUCCCAGUCCUUGUGAAGGAUCAAUGCCUCUGUGGCCGAGGUCGGAAGAAUUGAGAAAUAGACGGGCGCGAUUUUCUCAUCAAAGUUCAGAUGAAAGAGAAGAAGACACUUGUCGGGUGAGAAGAAAAUAUGGAGUCACUUCUCGUGGGGACUCUCCGUCUGAAGCGGAGAGCGAUUCUUGCUCACGAGAUCGCACUGCAUCACCUUCACCAUAUAGCCCUUCAGAUACGUCAGAUGUUGAACCCAGACGCCAGUUCCAUAGAGGUCCAUUUGGAAGGACUUUAGAAGCGCCUUCAAGUCGAUCUGUUGAAGUGGGCCGGCGGAGUUUUUCUGACGCAACAGUACCUAGUCGAAAGAUAAGCGCCGGUGCACUGUCUAAUGCUAGUUGUAGAUCGAAGGGUCCUACGCACGUUAGAGCUACAUCGUCACCUUCUAAACUUGCGGGGGUGAAGUCCGGCACUGAUUUGCUAGCAGAACUUCUGCGUGGCAGUUCGGAAGCUCUUUCAAACUCCGCGACCUUCGACAACGUGAUACUGACACUUCAUCAACACAACGAUACACGGACGCACGUCGUGGUCGAACUUUAUGAGACUGAAAAGUCUUAUGUAGAGGCUUUGGAGAUUUUAGUUAAGAAAUACCUUCAUCCACUUAAAAGCCCGGAAAAUUCUGGACUCCUCGACGCGUUUGUGGUGGACGAGAUAUUCUACCAGGUGCCGGCCAUUUUGAACGUGCACCAAGUUUUCCUGGAGCAGUUGAGGCGGAGACUGGAACAAUGGGACCUGCAGCAGAAAAUUGGAGAUGUUUUCUUAGAUGUGUUUACGAAACCCACCGUAAUGGACACCUACAUGUCCUUCAUAAACAAUUUGAAGAAAGCGAAAGAAACAAUAAAAUCGUCGGCGGCUUCGAGACCAGCAUUUGCAAAAUUCCUCGACGCCAUGGCAAGGGAUCACAAGGGAAAACUGUCACUAGACAAUCUUCUCAUAAAGCCCGUACAGAAAUUCCCGAGCUACAAACUGCUUAUACAGAGGCUGAUCAAACAUACAGAUCCAUCACAUCCAGACCACAAACUGCUAGUCGAAGCGCAGAAGCAAAUACACGAUCUAUUAGAACUUAUUAACUGUACUGAAAGAGAAAGUCUAGAGCUUGAACAACAGCAGCAAUCUUUAAGAGAACUGGAGCAAAUGAUCGAGGGUCUAUCGAAUUUGGUGACUGCAGAUAGAAUGUUUAUUAGACACGAAAUGGUCACUAUGCCCUCAGCUCAGGGAACUAAUAAAGAUAGAGCUCUAUUCCUGUUUAAUGAUACUCUUUUGAUAACAAGUGUCAAGAGAAGGACAGGAACUAUAAAGAAACCCAUUCCCACUUACCAAAGUAGUAUAGCGAGUCAAAUGGAAGGAAAUAAGUACAAACUUUUGACUAGAAUAUCAUUAGCUGAUUUAGAAAUUGUUAAAGCCAAAGACGAAAAUCUAAGACGAAUAAUGCACGAAGUAGAAACACUAACCGCAGACGUGAAUACCCUUACACAAAUAUCAGAACAUGUAGCUGCAUUACACACUCAACACUUACAUCUGGAGGAAACGGUCAGGGAAAUGUUGCACAAUGUAAAUCGGCAGUUAUCAGAGAGGCAAAAUAGUGAUACGCAAUUAUGCUAUAUGGAAAUAAGUGUAAAUACUUCGAGUGGCCCUGAGAGCCUCACCAUAAUAUUCCCUAAAACCGAAAAGAGGAGUAGUUGGGAGGAACUGAUAAAUGAGACGAAACAAAAACUAUGUGUCUAUGGUCAAGAAAGACCAGCUCCAGAAUUCUUGUCACCAGUUCCGAUACGGAAGACUCGUGCUGGAUUGCAGUUUACCUGCGCUGCUCCAACACUUCCUCCUAAGGGACAGUCUCCUGAUGUUUGGGUUUGCAACAGUGACGGAUACGUCGGUCAAGUUUGCGUUCUCACAUUGUCUCCAAAACCUCAAGUCACUUCUUGCAACGGUGUUUGUAACGCUAGGAUUCUGUGUGUUGCCUGUGUACCACCCGCUCCAGCGCUCACCAGACAACAAACAUUGGAUAUACCAAGUACAAGCUCAUUGAACAUCACCGGAUCAUCAAAACCUGGCAUUAGUAUAUCGAAUCCUGAUGAAAGCUGCAAGAACAUCCGACUAGAUAGUUCAUCAUCAAGUGAUGAUGAGGACGAUGGAUCAUCGACAUCAGAAAAUCAAGACGCCCUUUCCGAACGGAGUCAAGAAUCUGCAAGCCUCCGUCUCCACUCCAGUCUAACCUCCAGCCUUGGCAACCACCGAGCUACCCUCACGCCAAACCACAGCAAGAGUCUUAGCACCCCACACACAGGUCAAAAUAUUCCAGUGCAUCCAGUAAUGAAAUCCAAUUCAAAUCCGGCUGUGGAUAAGCAGGCGAUGGGAAUCACUUCUGGUGAGAUGUUUUUAGGCACGCUCUCAUCACCUGCUAGUCGACAGUCAUCAGAAGACAGUGCGACUUCAGCCAAUCAGCCUACGAUGUGGCUCGGCACUGAAGACGGUUGCAUACACGUAUACAAUUGCUUAGAUAACAUACGAAUUAAGAAAAACAAAAUCAAGUUGCAGCAUAAUUCUGGAGUGCAUUCCAUUGUUUUCGUGGAGGGAAAAGUGUUUGUUGCACUUGGUAAUGGAGAUCUUGUGGUGUACUGUCGAGACAUCGACAGUUCAUGGACGGAGCGCUCAACUAUUCCCGUGGGGACGGGGUCAAGUCCCGUGAGCAGUAUGCUACUGUCAGAGGGCAAGCUAUGGUGUGCCACUCAUUCCUCCAUCAAAAUCAUAAACCCGCAAUCUUUGCAGGUGGACGAAACAUUCCAAAUCAGUUCAGAAACGAAACCCAUCAGUCACAUGGCCGUGGCGGGUGGCUCCAUCUGGUUGUCACUGCACAACGCGGCUCAGCUGCGCUGCUACCACGCCACUAGCCGCGAACAGCUCGCUGAGAUCAACAUCACGCCGCAAGUCACCAAGAUGUUACAUGGUUGCGAUGACAUAAUCCGGCAGCACAAGGCGGCAUGUCUCCGCGUGACGGCUUUACUGGCUCAUCGUGAUACCCUCUGGGUCGGGACUAGCGCCGGAGUGCUCCUGACUGCCCCUCUACACAACUCGCCUAAUGCACGCACUGGCACGUUUACUGUUCCACAAUUGAGUGGUAUCACUUAUGGACACACGGGUCAUGUGCGAUUCCUGACAAUAGUAGAAAACCCCGCACCACAAAAACCCACAGCAAAACCCACACAAAGCUUGAAAACCAAAGCUUUGAGUCGACGAUCUACAAACGCGGAGAAACUACAGAAGCAGACAGAAAGCACACAGUCCAAUAAAGAAACUCUGGUUAUCUCUGGUGGCGAUGGUUACGAGGACUUCAGAAGUUCAUCUAUGACAGAAGACGCUGGCAGAGAGGAUUCGACUAAUCACCUUCUGCUUUGGAGAGUAUGAACGAAUUUCACGGCCUACAGGGGUUUUAAUGCUACACUGAGACAGUUUGUUUCAGUUUUGAACUUCAAAUUAUUGUCAUAUAAAGGCUUCAUCACACAGAUGCGGAGUUCCAGAACUUCGGAUGGUAUUUGACAGCUGGGUGUAAGAAGUUGUGAAUGCAUGUGGUACCUAAAGAUAUGUACCUAUUUAUUGAGUAUGAUAAAAUGACUGCAGAAGUUUGCAGAGAAACGAAGAGUUAGAAAAGCUGUUCUAAGUGAUUAAGAGCAGAUCAAUGCGAUUAAUCCGACUGAGGUUUCGCAUCUGUUUUGAUAGCCUUAAAUGUUUUAGAAAAUGCAUGUGUCUGCUAAAAACUAUUUGAUGAUUAUUUGAUUGUUAAACUGCCUAACGUUUUAUGACAAGUUUCUGUUGACUAUACUUAAGUGAACUCGUAAAUAAUUUAUUUCCAGCUUUUUUUUCAAAAAAAAAUGUUGAUAUUCUUAAUAAUAUAAUAUUUUAAAACUGCUUAAGAUGGUUAAUAAAAUUGUUUGCGCGUUCUAGCAUAGAUAGCGUUUUUAUAUUGAGAUUAUUAAUUAAAGUUUAAGUUAGGGCAUCAAAUGUCCAAAUUAUUAUUAUCAGCAAUUUAUAAAAGAAAAUUUAUAUUGUGUGUCAGUCAAUACCUAUGCAACUUCUAACAUCGUGCAGUAUUACUAAACGUAUCAUUAACUUAUUGGAUUAUUAACGGCCUCAUUUCCUUUGUUUCUAAAAGCUUGAUCACUGUUAAAGUAAGCGAGCAUUAAAAUCUUCUAUCUUUGCUUCAGCACAUUUUAUAAUGACCAAUGCACAUUACAGGGCACUCGUGCCAUACCGACCGCAAUGAUUAGAAAACGUAGACAUUUGCAAUGUUAUUUAGUAUAAUCGAUGAUUAACGUUUUGCAACUUUAACAGCUAGUUUGUUGAUCAACCGUUUAGAAACACGGGCUUUAUAAAGUACGUAAUUUACGUUUUAUAUCACAAAGAAGUAUGUUUUUAGAGAAAUUUAUUACGUGUACCUAUCUAAUCAUAUCAAUAUAAAAUGUCCGUAAAUAUUUUGCUAUAAUAUAAAAUAGUCGUGGCAAUAUUGACUCUAGAGUAAUGGAAAUACAAUUGCUAAUAAAGUGUUUUGUAAGCGGGCUAUAAUAUUGCGAAUUGCUGUAAAACUUGCUGUCCAGUUAGUGUACAAAGGUCACUGUUCAAUCGUGAGCUUUGUAUAGUGACUAUCGGUUGGCAACCUGUUAGAAAAUGUACACAUUACGGCAGAAAUAUAAGUAGUCAUUGCGUACUAGAGACUGCCAAUUAGUGGCCACAGAAAUGCAGAAAUUGUAUUUAAUUAGCUAAAAAUAGAAUAUAAUGCUAAAAUAUACUAGCCCGUUUAUGAGCGCCUCUUUAAUGUAAUAGAUAUACUUUUGAACGAUUCUCUUUAGAUACUAUGUUGCCGUCAUGUAUUUGUAUGAUAACGUACAAAUCGUGUUUCCAUUUUUGGAAAAAUAUAGAUACAGCGGAAUAAAAAAAUAAUGAAACUAUGGUAUUUUCUCGCUGUUCAUAUAAACCUAUAAAUAAUUAUCUCUAGAUUCUAACUUAAUUUAUUUGUAUUACUACUGUACGAAUUAUCGCUCCAUUUUUGGAGAAUUUAAAAUUGUAGACAAAGUAAACUGAAAAGUAAUAGGACUAUAGUAUUUUCUCUGUGUUCACUAUAGAUGUGAAAUAAUAGUUCUCAUUAGAUCUCUUACUAUAUAUUAUGUAUGUAUGUAUGUACCUAAUUAUGAUAAGGUAUAUAGUCAAUGUGAAGCUUUUUAUUAUACAGAGUCGAGGAAAUUUUUGCUCAAAACGAGAUAAUUUCUUUUUUUAUGUUACCUACUGAACAAAAAAAAUUUACACUCCGAGCAAAAUUUUAAAUUGUAUUUAAAUAUAUAUGUGAACGAAGUAGGUGUCUGUAGGAAUGAUGCUAUACAGAUGAAUUAAAAGAAAUUGC
Molecule: messenger RNA, 7342 nt
Organism: Pararge aegeria (speckled wood butterfly)
Lineage: Eukaryota; Metazoa; Arthropoda; Insecta; Lepidoptera; Nymphalidae
Product: rho guanine nucleotide exchange factor 17
Exons: 20
Coding region: 376-5355 (1659 amino acids)
Biological process (GO): actin cytoskeleton organization
Molecular function (GO): guanyl-nucleotide exchange factor activity; protein binding
Source: RefSeq, a predicted model, not a curated record